CUCCAACCGGAAAGCCUAUAUCACAGAUCUCGGACGGACAGAUCCAGGCUCCAACCGGGAAGCCUGUAUCGCAGAUUUCCGAUGGUCAGAUUCAAGCACCUACUGGUUCACCGGUAUCGCAGAUUUCAGACGGGCAGAUUCAGGCGCCAACUGGAAAGCCUGUAUCGCAAAUUCCAGAUGGUCAAGUACAAGCCCCUAAGCCAUCUUCCUACAAGUCCGCUGCUCCACCGACACCACCAGCAGCACCAGCAGCGCCACAUGGCAGCUCUGCCUACGCCAUGGAGUGCCCAGUUCCAACGGUUCCUGCAAAGAUGGGCCCUGGUGCAAAGAAGCCACAAGUUCCAUUCAAGUUCCCACUUGCGAAUGGCUUCCCAGAUCUGAUGGUGCCAUCCCCAGAACUUACUGCUGUCGAGAAAUUGGCGCAAGGCACCCUUCCAAAUGGUGCACUACCCAAGAAUAUUUCGGAUGCAUCUGCCACCAACCUGCAGCUGGUUGCUUUCAACGAGAUCUUUGAGGUUGCAUACUUCAACUCACUGCUCAGUAACCUCACCACUGGCGAGUACGACCUGGGCGCUGCAAAGGACUUUGUGGUCAAGGCCAUCGAUACCGUUCAGGCGCAAGAGCAGCUCCACGCUCUGGGUGCAAACGCCAUUUUGGCUUCUGCCGGACGUACCACCAUCAAGCCAUGCGAGUACAAAUUCCCCGCUGCAGACUUCGACACCGCCAUCUCUACCGCUACGCUCUUCACCGAAGUUGUCCUGGGAACGCUUCAGGCUGCACAGACAACCUUUGCCACUACUGGGGACUCUGAACUUGUUGGCUUGUUUGGAUCUGUCAUCGGCCAGGAGGGCGAGCAGGUAGGCUACUACCGCGCCACUGGUCGCAAGGUGCCCUCAUCUCUCCCAUUCUUGACUGGUGGUGCUGGCGCUUUUGCUUUCUCUGCCCUCAACCAGCUAUUCGUUGUCCCUGGCUCAUGCGGAAACCUCGAAGAGAUCAAGAUCCCCCUCCUUUCGCCGUUGACCGUGGUCACUCCACCACCCGCUACCGGCGGUGAUGCUACCAUCACCUACUCCUACCCUGUCCUUCCCUCGGUCACUAGCCCCGAAAACCUUCGUCUGGUUCUCAUCAACCAGCAGAACGUGCCUCUGGUCUUUCCACUGGGCGAUCUGCAACGCAAUGGAGACACUGUCACCUUUACUGCCCCAUGGCCAUACACGAACGCCACCCUCAAUGGCUUGACCAUCGCCGCCGUCACCAACGGCCCAACCUCCUUCUCCAGCGUGGACGAAGUUGCCUCUGCUGCCGUCUGGGGACCAGGUCUCAUUUACGUCAACUAAAACGUCUAAUCAUUAGAGAGAAUUGACAGCAGAAAGGAAAAGAGAAAUUGUAUUACAGCACAGCAUCCAGCAUCAUGAGGACAGAUCCGAAGAAGAAGAGAAAGGAAAACGUAUGAUAAUACGAUGACGAUGGUGAUGGUGAUGAGAACGCUACGGCCUGCAAUCACGCCAUGACCUUAAUUGAUGUGGUUGGUGAGUUGGUUGGGGACUCUGACUUUAUAGUGUAGGAUGAUGAUGAUCAUGAUAUGACUGGACAGAGGGAAAAUAGCAGUAUUGAAUUAUCGACAAUUUUAAUGUAUUUAUGAUUUGAAGUGGAAUGCAAUAUGAUACAUUUCCACUAACGUCUUUAUCAC
Messenger RNA from Sphaerulina musiva SO2202, 1690 nucleotides. RefSeq lists its product as uncharacterized. The record is from RefSeq and is a predicted model, not a curated record. Lineage: Eukaryota; Fungi; Ascomycota; Dothideomycetes; Mycosphaerellales; Mycosphaerellaceae. Bases 279 to 1337 code for a protein of 352 amino acids. The transcript has 3 exons.